Molecule: messenger RNA, 2846 nt
Organism: Cokeromyces recurvatus
Lineage: Eukaryota; Fungi; Mucoromycota; Mucoromycetes; Mucorales; Mucoraceae
Exons: 2
Coding region: 116-2812 (898 amino acids)
Source: RefSeq, a predicted model, not a curated record
CAAAUAUAAAUAUGUAUAAAAGAAGGAUUUUUUUUUCUAGCUUCUCUUUAUUGUUUUCUACAUCAAACUUUCUUUUUUCUUUUUUUUUAAAUCUUCAACAGAACUAAAAAAAAAAAUGUCAUUUCGUGCUCCUUCUCCUCCCUCAACGGGAUAUAGUAUCAUUGACAUUCGUAACUCAUGCUUAGAUAUGUUUGCUAUGGAUUCUAAACACAUUGUAAAUAAUACUGAAGAUAUUAAGCCUCCCUCUCCUCCUCAGUCUUCUGGUAUCUCUGAAGAUGCUUUCAAUAGUUCUGAUCUAGUUGAUACGAUCUUAGACUCUCUUGAUAAACCUUUAAACCACAAGUCUAUUCCUACUUUUAUUCUUUAUGAUAAAAAAGGUCUACAGUUAUUUGAUCAGAUCACUCAAUUGGAUGAUGAAUACUACUUGACUGGUGCUGAGCAUGAUAUUCUAGUGACUUAUUCUACUGAAAUAGUAGAUCGUCUUCAAGAUGGUAGUGUUAUUUUUGAACUUGGUGCUGGCUCUCUUCGUAAAACACAAGUCAUUUUGAAUGCUAUUGAGAAAAAGAAGGUGCGUGUAACAUAUUACGCUUUGGAUCUCGAUCAGCAUGAAUUAGAUCGAUCGUUAGCAUCUUUAGGUAGCUUUGAGUAUGUUGAACUCUAUGGUCUUUUAGGAACCUAUGAUCAAGGUAUCCCUUGGAUUAGCAAAAACUUUACUUCUUCUAAUAUCCAAAAGAACUUCUUAUGGAUGGGCAGCUCUAUCGGCAACCAAACACGACUUGAAUCGGCUAUGUUUCUCCGUAAGCUCAAGCGAAUGUGUAUGGAACCCGGUGACUUUUUCAUGAUUGGCUUUGACAAACGUAAUGAUGCUGCUAAAAUUGAAUUAGCGUAUGACGAUUCUCAUGGCGUUACCCGUGAAUUUAUCAUGAACGGUCUCGAUCAUGUGAACCGUAUUAUGGACAAAGAAGGCUUUUUAAACCGCGAGUUCUUUGAUUACCAUUCAAUUUAUCAAGAAAAGCAAGGCCGUCAUCUAUCCCACUAUCGUGCUUUAAAAGAUAUGACUAUCAGCUACAAGACUACUAAAAAGGAUUAUACUAUCAACAUUCAAAAGGAUGAGUUAAUUCAUGUUGAGCAUUCUUACAAGUAUUCUUUGGAGGAAAUUCAAUGUAUCUUGACUACUGCUGACCUGAAUAUGGUCGAUUAUUGGGUUGAUUCUAAGGACCAAUAUCGUCUCGUUUUGGCUGAGAAUCGUCCUUUUAUCUUUGAAUGUAAUGCGGAAAAGAUUCGUAAAGUCCUUUAUCCUCCUAACGAACUCUUUGAGCAAGAACCUAUCCAUUGCUACCACUGUAAUGAAGGUCAAUUUGAACAACCAAGUGCAACUGAAGCUGAAGAAAUUCAAUCAUUGGAUUACUGUUUGUUAAAGUCUAACAAGACUUGGCCCAUUAAGAUGCUUCCUUCUAAGCAUGAAUGGCAGGAGCUUUGGAAGUCCUGGGAUUUAGUCACUCAACAUAUGAUAGAUCAUAAAACAAUGCUCUUUGAAUGUCCUAUUGCCUUGCGUCAUCCCUUUAUUUUCUAUUUAGGCCAUAUUCCCAGUUUCUUAGAUAUUCAAAUGUCGCGCCAUCAAGUUGAUAAAGAAAUUGGAAAGACUGAUUUGACGGAACCAAAAUACUUUGCUGAUAUCUUUGAACGUGGAAUUGACCCUGACAUGGAUGAUCCUACACAGUGUCACCCUCAUUCUGAAGUACCCACUGAAGAAAACGAUUGGCCUUCAAUUGAAUCUAUUCUUACUUACCAAAAAUCUGUCCGCCAGCGCCUUCAACGUCUUUUAACUUUUUGGGAAGAUGAAGGUCUCCAGAUGCAAUCUACUGAUUGGAUAAAUAGUAAACCUGAAAGAAAACGUCAAGCUCGUAUCAUUUGGAUGUGUUUUGAACAUGAAGCGCUCCAUUUAGAAACUCUUCUUUAUAUGCUUGUUCAGAGCCCUAAUAUAUUGCCUCCCAAAGGUAUUGCCGUUCCUAACUGGAAGCUUUUGUUGCAGAAGGAUGAUACUAAUGAAACUUCAGCAAAUCAAAUUUCUCCUUUGUCUGAUGCCUCCUUCCUCAAAAUACCUUCUGGUACCGUUACAAUUGGCCAUGAUGAUUAUGAAGCAUUUGACUUAGAUGUCAACAACAAACGACACCCAGAAUUUGGAUGGGAUAAUGAAAAUCCUAAACGUAAUGUAGCCGUUGAUGCGUUCGAAAUCCAAACAAGACCUGUUACAAAUGGUGAAUACUAUGUCUACCUUCAAGAAACAAACAAGAACCAGUCUAUUCCCGCUUCUUGGAUUAGUAAGGAAAAUAACCAAAUUUAUGUAAAAACCGUAUUUGGUCUCUGCCCUCUUGUUUAUGCUCAACACUGGCCUGUUCAAAUAUCCUAUAAUGAAGCUGAAGCUUAUGCUCAAUAUAAAAAUGCUCGUCUUCCCUCUGAAUCUGAGCUUUGUCGUUUCCGUGAACACAUGACUGAGAUGUGUGUUGAGACAAACGAGAAGUGGCCUAAAUAUGGUUUCAAGAACUGGUAUCCUAGUGAUGUUGAUAAUGAAUCAAUCCAUAUAUUAGGUGAUGUCUGGGAGUGGACUAACACUAUUUGGGAUAAAUACGAUGGAUUUGAAGCUUCUAAAAUCUAUCCUGGUUAUUCGUCUGAUUUCUUUGAUGGAAAACAUCGUGUCGUUUUAGGUGCAAGCUGGGCAACUCAUCCUCGUAUUGCUGAACGUAAAACUUUCAGAAAUUGGUACCAAUCUGGAUACCCUUAUGUCUUUAGUGGAUUUAGACUUUGUCAUUAAAUCAAUCACAUAUAUUUGUAUUAUUAUUAUUAUU